Messenger RNA from Plodia interpunctella (Indianmeal moth), 3840 nucleotides. It is a transcript of the gene capt, whose product is annotated as capulet. NCBI's taxonomy places the organism in Eukaryota, Metazoa, Arthropoda, Insecta, Lepidoptera, Pyralidae. The coding region runs from base 216 to 2468 and encodes 750 amino acids. The record is from RefSeq and is a predicted model, not a curated record. The transcript has 9 exons. Gene Ontology annotation, cellular component: cytoplasm. Gene Ontology annotation, biological process: cytoskeleton organization; actin filament organization; cell morphogenesis. Gene Ontology annotation, molecular function: actin binding; adenylate cyclase binding.
CCGCCGACCCUACGGACCUUCUCAUUUCUGCUAACGUCAACAAAACGACGGCAACAAAAUUAUCUUAAACAGAAUCAUUGAAAAUUACCUCUAAAAGUUAUCUUUACAAAUUUUAUCCGUGUUAAUACAUUUUAAUUCAAUGUUACAUUAUUUCUGUUAUCUAUUACUAUCUUUUUACGUAUAUAAACUCAUUUUAAAAUAUAUAGACCUUAAUUAUGUUUAAAAGUUGUUGUGCUCGACCUAAUAAGAAACUCCCUAAAAGUAAGUCGAAACCUGAAAUUAAAAUGGACCCACUAACCGAGCCUAAUAAUGUAGAAACUAAAGAAAACUUACAAAAUAGCAAUGAUAGCAAGGCGAAUGGAAAGGCAGAACUUACACCAUCUACUGCUGAAAAGGAUGUUGUAAACUCCGAAGAAGCUGAAAAUAAGAUACUUGAAGUCGAUAAUGCUGAUUCAGGACAAGUGAAAACGUUAGAUGGUAACGAUUCAGCAAGUGAUGGAGGGGAGCAAGAUACUUUAGAUUUAGAUCGCGUGCUCGUUAAAAGAGAUUUUACUAAGAAAAGAUUUUCGGUGGAUUACAAGAGAAAUCGACUAGAUUUUAAGCGGUUCUCAGUAGAUUGCCGUAGAGAUUCGGCUACUUUGGAGGAGUUGGCGCGCCUUGAACAAGAGUUAGCGCGAACAAACGUUGACGUUAGGCCUGUCUUUCGAAGAAAAUCUUCAGGUAUCCUUAAAUCAACUACAAGUAGCAGCAAUGGUAUAUCUGAACCUCGCUCGGUGCCUAAAGCGGAUUCGUGCUCAGGUGAUGAUGAAGUUUUCGAGGAGACAGUAGUGAAAGGAGAGGGUCCUGCAGAACCGCCAGCUACUCCUGUAGGCCGGGAUGAGUUAGCUUUACGGAGGCAUAGAUUUUUCUCGGAUUUGGUAUGUGCCGCACGCGCAGCUGUUGAACAUCGGGUGCGAUUCGAUCCUCUUGGUCCUGUUGUUGCCGAUUCGGGCAACGAAGUAGAUCCGACAGCAACCAGCCAUAGCCCGGCUGCCGAGCUCGAGUUCCUGAUCGAGCGUUUGGAACGCGUGACUUCGCGGUUAGAACGCUUGCCGGUGCUGCGCGCGCGCACCCCCUCCCCGCCCGCCUCGCCGGCCCCCUCGCCGUCUUCCCCCGCCACUCCUCCCCCGCAAGAGCUGGUGCGGUCAGACAACAUGAGUGUCAAUGGAUACCAGGACAUAGUGCAGGGUCCGCUGCGGACAUACCUCGACCUCUCCCAGCAGAUUGGCGGGGAUGUCGCCUCUCACGCCAAACUAGUCAAUGCUGCCUUCCAGGCACAGCUGCGCUACAUCGAACAAUCGACGCUUCGUAGCAAGCCGUCGCAAUCCGAAGAGGUGCAACUUCUGGCGCCCACCAGCGAACAGAUUUCUGCCAUUCAGCAGUUCCGCGAAAAGAAUCGCGCUUCUCAGUUCUUCAACCAUUUGUCAGCUAUAUCUGAGAGUAUCCCUGCACUGGGAUGGGUAGCAGUGUCUCCCACGCCGGCUCCGUAUGUGAAAGAGAUGAACGAUGCUGGUCAAUUCUACACGAAUCGUGUGUUGAAGGAGUGGAAAGAGAAGGACAAGAGGCAUGCGGAUUGGUGUCGCGCCUGGGUGCAGCUGCUGUCUGACCUGCAGGCAUAUGUGAAGCAGUACCACACUACUGGCCUCGUUUGGUCCGGUAAAGGCGCUGGGGCUCCGCCUCCCCCACCUCCCGGCGGCCUGCCUCCGCCACCCCCGCUGCUGCCUGAAGCAGACUUCUCCAACUUAAGCAUCGACGACCGCAGCGCUCUCUUCGCUGAGAUCAACCAAGGCGAAGGCAUCACUAGCAGCCUGCGCAAGGUGACGUCAGAUAUGCAAACGCACAAGAACCCCCAGCUGCGCCAGGGCCCGGCGCCCUUCAAGGCAGCGCCAGCCUCGCGCGGCGCCACCAAGCCCCUGCCGCAGCCCGGCGCCGGCGCUCUGCCCGACAAGCCGCCGGUCUUCAUGCGAGACGGCAAGAAGUGGCUCAUUGAGUACCAAAAGGGCAACCCCAACCUUGUGGUGGAGAAUGCGGACAUGAACAACGUGGUGUACAUGUUCCGUUGCCGGGAAUCCGCGCUGACCGUGCGCGGGAAGGUCAACGGCGUGGUGCUCGACUCCUGCACCAAGUGCGCCGUGGUCUUCGACAAUCUUGUCUCCAGCGUAGAGUUUGUCAACUGCCAGUCUGUUCAGAUGCAGGUGCUGGGCAAGGUGCCAACUAUAUCGAUUGACAAAACGGAUGGCUGCCAGAUAUACCUGUCUCCGGAGUCGCUCGAUGUCGAGAUCGUCAGCUCCAAGUCUUCGGAGAUGAACGUGCUGGUACCCAAGAGCAAUGGAGAUUACACGGAGCACCCAGUCCCCGAGCAAUUCAAGACGACUUUGAACAAGGGCGCCGGCGGACUGGUCACCUCGCCCAUCGAGAACAAGGGCUAAGCUCGGGAUACGAUCACUGAUGGCCACAUGUUGCGUUCGUUCAUCUUUAUUUACUUUCAUAUACUGUAAUAAUAUACUAUUCAUUUACAGAAAAUAUGAUCACAUCGAGAAUUUAUCAGCGAUUAUUUUAUGCUAUGCUUUUAUUCUUUAUUAAGCAGGUCAAGAUUACUGCUCGUCAUCUAGAGACUUUUGAAUAUAACAACAUUAAUCUUGAGGGAGACCUAUUUUCCGCACAAUGACAUCAAAUAAUUUAUGCGUGACCUCUCUCCGUAUUCGAGGGGAACUUGUACCUGUACAAUAAGUUUUUGUCUCACUUGAAACUUAUAAAAAAAUAGGAUUUUCGGUUUGAUGUGAUAAUUUUACUUUCGAUGUGAUGAUAAACAUAAAUAUAAGCAGUCCCUAUUUUAUCGGCAAAUGUUCCAACGAUAUUGCAAUACCUUAUCCUGUGUAUGAUGAUAAUCACAUUUUAAAUGAACGCGCGUGGUCUAUCUUCUACAAUCGAAGUCGCGUGUACCAGAUAUCUAAUUACUUAUCCGAGGCGAGCGGCUCUCUUUAAUUAAUUAUAAUAUAUUUUGCACGGUCUAGUUGAAUAUUAGUUCACUUUGAACGUCUCGUCUAGAAAACGUUAAAGCACAAAAUAAAUCAUCAGUAUAUCUCAUUGGCGCUCGUUCUUGGGCUAUGUUCAUAAAAGAUAAUUUAUCAUCAUAAACUUUUUAAUUUCUUGCUCAUUUCGAUCGCUGUAGUGUUAUUAAAAGUUAUAAAUCUAAUCUGACGUAGUGUUACUAUAUAACUCGUAUAUUUACUGGCCUUUUAAGUGUAAUUUAAAGAGGUUCCUUACGCUCAUGUGUUUUAAUUUUGACAUUAUUCGUACAAGAAGAUUGCUUGGAGUACCAUCUGGUACGGGAUUAGUUAAGACUUAUAAAUAGAUGUAAGGCGUGUGACUGUCUGAUUUAAUUUUAAGAAGGUUUGCAUUCUCGACUAUCGCUGUUCUGUGACUAAGUGAUUCUAAAACCCCGUUUUCUAUGAAUGCUAUUCAUUUUAUUAAUGCUUACCUGUGUAAUCUGUGAGUAUAACACUCAUCUAUUAACUUUUCAUUUUAUAUGAUUAUUUUUCCAAAUAUUAUCUACUUAUAAUUAAGGACUAUUUUUAUGUUUUAUUGAAAGUAUUAUCUAGAAUGGAUCAGUAUGAUAAUUUAAUUUUUAUUCCGAUAAUUAUAAUGUUUGUAUUGUGAAGUCAUGCAUAAGAAUUGUAAUAAUUUAUACUUGAUAAUAACUUACGAUCCUAAUUUGGAAGAAUAUAAAUAAUAUUGUAUUACCUACAUGUUUGCAUUUCGUUAAUUUAUUUGUCGAAGAAUUAAAUUAAUUUUUAAGAA